ACCCGGCGGCGGCCGCCAAGUGCCUCUGGGCGCUGCGUGCCGCGCCCGCUGCUCCGCGCGCAGCCGGCUCGGGCCGCUCCUCCUGACUGAGGCGCGGCGGCGGCGGUGGCUGUGACCGCGCGGACCGAGCCGAGACAUUCGCGCCGGGGGAUCGGGCGCCGCCGCCGCUGGGCCCCGGGCGCGUGGAUGCGGCUGGGUCGGGCGGCGCCGUACACCUGAGGCGGAGAACGGGGCGCGGCGCGGGUGACGCUGUCAGGGCCGCGGUUCCUGACGCCCAGGCGCUCGCCAGGACGAGCCAGGCAGUGAUUUGAGGCACCGGCUUCACCUUCACCCAUGGUCCGGAGAGCCUAGCGGGGCUCGCCACCGCCUCCCGGCUCCCCUUCCACGCCUCAUCCUGCCAGCCUCGCCGCCCCGCCAGCGCCGGGCAACCGCCUCGCCCGAAGCCCUCCCUCGUUACUGUCCGCAUACCCCGGCGGCGCCGCCGCGGGAAGCGGCUCCCCCUCCUCUUCCUCCGCGUCCUCUUCCCUCUUUCCCCCGCCGGGGCCGCUUGUUGCACCGCCCCGCGGCCUGCGGGAGCCGCUCGCCCCGGCCUUGUGCUCGCGUCCGCACCCCUUUCCUGUCGCCCCCCGGGGCCCGCACCACAGCCCGGCCGGCGAGACCCCGGCCAGACCCCGCUGCCCGCACAAAAUGUCGGCCCGGACGCCAUUGCCGACGGUGAACGAGCGGGACACGGAAAAUCAUACAUCUGUGGAUGGAUAUACUGAACCACACAUCCAGCCUACCAAGUCGAGUAGCAGACAGAACAUCCCCCGGUGUAGAAACUCCAUUACGUCAGCAACAGAUGAACAGCCUCACAUUGGAAAUUACCGUUUACAAAAAACAAUAGGGAAGGGAAAUUUUGCCAAAGUCAAAUUGGCAAGACACGUUCUAACUGGUAGAGAGGUUGCUGUGAAAAUAAUAGACAAAACUCAGCUAAAUCCUACCAGUCUACAAAAGUUAUUUCGAGAAGUACGAAUAAUGAAGAUACUGAAUCAUCCUAAUAUAGUAAAAUUGUUUGAAGUUAUUGAAACAGAGAAGACUCUCUAUUUAGUCAUGGAAUACGCGAGUGGGGGUGAAGUAUUUGAUUACUUAGUUGCCCAUGGAAGAAUGAAAGAGAAAGAGGCCCGUGCAAAAUUUAGGCAGAUUGUAUCUGCUGUACAGUAUUGUCAUCAAAAGUACAUUGUUCACCGUGAUCUUAAGGCUGAAAACCUUCUCCUUGAUGGUGAUAUGAAUAUUAAAAUUGCUGACUUUGGUUUUAGUAAUGAAUUUACAGUUGGGAACAAAUUGGACACAUUUUGUGGAAGCCCACCCUAUGCUGCUCCCGAGCUUUUCCAAGGAAAGAAGUAUGAUGGGCCUGAAGUGGAUGUGUGGAGUCUGGGCGUCAUUCUCUAUACAUUAGUCAGUGGCUCCUUGCCUUUCGAUGGCCAGAAUUUAAAGGAACUGCGAGAGCGAGUUUUACGAGGGAAGUACCGUAUUCCCUUCUAUAUGUCCACAGACUGUGAAAAUCUUCUGAAGAAAUUAUUAGUCCUGAAUCCAAUAAAGAGAGGCAGCUUGGAAUGCCGUAUUAAAUAAAAACAACACAAAAAUAGAGGUUGACUUUUAGUUAGAGAAGGAGGAAAACGUAGCUGCUGUCAGAAAUUGCUUUGUCGAAAACAGAAACCUUGUUUUUAGUAAGUACUCAAUAAAUAUUUCAAGGAUAAAAGAAAAUAGUGAAAAUUCUAAUCUAAUGAAUAUUUCACAGCUAUAUCUGACAUUGAUAUCUAGCAUUUAAAAAUGUAGGGCUGGGCACGGUGGCUCACGCCUGUAAUCCCAGCACUUUGGGAGGCCGAGGCGGGCAGAUCACGAGGUCAGGAGAUUGAGACCAUCCUUGCUAACAUGGUGAAACCCUGUCUGUACUAAAAAUACAAAAAAUUAGCUGGACGAGGUGGCACACACCUGUAGUCCCAGCUACUUGGGAGGCUGAGGCAGGAGAAUGGCGUGAACUUGGGAGGCGGCGCUUGCAGUGAGCCAAGAUCACGCCACUGCACUCCAGCCUGGGCGACAGAGCGAGACUCUAUCAUAAAAAAAUAAAAUAAAAUAAAAAUGUAAUAGAAACCUCUCAACUUUAGUAAAGAAAAUUUACAAAUAUUUAAGUACAACAUACUGGAAACAGGCAUUUCAUUUCUUAGCACACUGUUGUGUUGCCUACAUAUGUUCUGUAUGUGAGGUUAUUUAUAAUAAUAGACACUAUUAUAAAUGGACUAAGUAUGUUACAGCCAAGCAAGUUCACAUAACCAAAAUGUCUACUAUUUUUUUUCUUCUGGCACUGCAAUUAGAAUAAUUUAUUUCUUAAGUAUUUUGCCCAUCUGUUUUUAAGAAUGAUAUUUUAGCCUUUACUAAGAUAAUUUCAGAGAUUCAGCAUGCAUUAUUCACUAGUACUUUCUGUCUUCUUUUAUUUACCUUAAUAGAAAGGGUAGAGAAUUCAGAGAAUUAACCUCAUAUAAACUGUACUUUUUUAGUGUAGCAAUGGGGCUUUCUGGCAUGGACUUCAUGCUGCUUAGGAGGCAGCCUUAUAGUGAGCCAUCCCUGUGUACAGAGCUCUCAGGUUAGUGUGGGCUUUGUAAUUUUAUUUCCACAAAUAUUUUUCAGUAGAGGAUACAGCAUGUUUUGAUGGAAGUUAAGGGAUGGCGACUUCCAUUGGGAAAUUAUUUUAAAUGCUUUGUGUCAGUUAGUCAAUUAUCAUGAUUUUUUUACCGAAUUAUUUGUUUAAAUGUGAUUAGUUAUAGCUUAUGAGUUUUGUGGGCUUUUCCCUCCUUAUGGGGUUAAAAAAAAUGAGUUAAUGCUUUAAUAGAGAACAUGUACUAUAUAAUGCCCACUUUUAUAUCACUUAUUUUGAAAGCUUUCCAUCAUUAUUCAUAGAAAAAUUAGGUGAAAUAUUUAAAAAGCUAAAAUUUUUGACUCUCAUAUCAGUUCUAAAAUAAUGAACUUUAGAGAACAUGUUUUGUAAUCCUGUUUUGUGACUAACUUUUAUCAUAAGAACCCCACUUGACCUGAGUGACACAAUAAAAUGCUCAAAGUUGAAGCAGCAGCUUAGCUAAUGAGCAGAGCAAAAAGAACAUACAAAAAUUAUUUUGGGGGGAUAGAUAUUACAGAUCUCUAUGGACAGUAGGUAAGAUGUGCUUAUGUCUUAAAGAUGAUUAAUUUAUAGUAGCCAAACACUUUAGUCUUUUAUCAUUAUUAUUAACAUGUUGAGGAUUAAAAUAUUAGAGUGCUUUGAGUUGAAUUUAAAAGCCAAAUUUUUAUUACUAAAAUAUUUGAUCAUCAGAAGCUCAUUCUAAUAUAUUUCAGUAUAGUCUGCAACUUUCUGUUCCAGCUUACCAAAACAAAGUUUUUCAGCUAUGAAACCACGAGUCCCCACUGGAAAUAUUAUAUUAUAGAUAUUACUAUACAAAGGCUGAUUUGCUUCACAGUUCCCAGAAAUGACUUUCCAGGGAAACUUGACACCAUUUUUUAAAAAAGAAAUAUUUCUUAUACCAUACCUUAAGAAACUCUCCUAGAAAUAUUGGUGACUUCAAAAAUUGUUAGUCUUCACUUUUAUUUUUCAUACCAAUUUUAUUAGCUUUACAGUAAAAAACCUGUAAACUUUUUUAAAGCUAUUUUCAAAAUACUCAUCUUUAUUAUGUAAAUAUAACAUUUUAUGUGUUAGUAAUGUUUUAUAUUAUGUUCCAUUCUUUUUUUUAACCUUAGAAGCUUUUGAUAUGCACUUCUUGCUUUGUCAUAAGAAUGCACUCCUUCCUUUUUAAUAGCUAUGUUAUUCUCCUUGGGUUACGUAACGUAAUUUAUUUAACUAUUCCCUGCUUAUUGCACAUCUGAGUUGUUUCCAUUGUUUUUGAUAAAAAACAAUGUGGUAUACUUUUUUCCCCUUUGGGAUAUAUGUUUAGAUAAAUUCUUCAGAGUGGAAUUACUGGGUCAAAGGGUGUAAGUGAUCGGAUAGCUCUUUUAUCAUUGCCAAAAGAUAUGUGUGACCCAAGGCUUUUGAAUGUACCUAUUCUCCAUACCCUGAUUCAAUAAUGGAUACAAAUUCUAGUAUUUGAUGCCUCGCUUUAAUUUGUAUUUCUUUUAUUAGCAAUAAAAUGGAAUAUUUUUAAUGAAUAGUUUGUGCUUCUUCAUGUAUAAGCUCUCAGUGUCUUUUAACUACUUGUCUUAAGGAGUCUGGUUAAUAAGCCUCGUAGAUUUGUACCAACUUUGUAUAUUUUAAUAUAAAAUAUUUUUCUGGUAAUUUCCACAUUUAAAAAAAAUGGAACAUCAUGAAUGUUUUUUCAGUGUUACUUUAGUGUCAUGAAUUAUUGAUUAGAGUAUCCUCUAGUCUUUCUUCACUAUAUAUUUUGCUAAUAUUGAAAUUUGAUUUAGAGAAUUUUACAUGGUUGCAUAUUGUUUCAAACUUAUUUAACUUACCUUUCUGUUGCUACCAGACAUAACUGUGUAUUUUAUUAAAGUGUUUCUUAAAGACUCAUAAGUUAAAUGCCUUAUUUAUCAUCUGUGAAAAUAAAAAUUAUUGAAAUUAGUUUCACAUUCUACUAGGCCUAUAGUUUGUUUCUAGACAUAAGCAAACAGUUAUAUAAUUUUUUCAGGUUAUAUAUGUGAAUGCUGUCAGCUCUUUCUAAUUGUACUAGUCUGGAACUUCCAUGUGUUAUACUGUCCUCUCAUAAUGAGGGCAUUAUGAUUUUAAACGGAUUUGUGCUUUAUGUUGUACACUAGGGUUUUUUUUAACCCAUUUAUUGGAAUAUUAGUAUGUCUAGAUUUUUUUAUUAGAAAGAAACUGAAAAACUUUUCUGCUUUCCCUGUUUUGUAUGUGUUCAUUCAUUUUUCCAGUGUUUAACCAAGAUGGACUAUAUUACCUUUCAAAACAAUGCAAAAUUUGAGCCUGAAGCAAAGCUCCUCUUAUUGCCCUCUCUUUGUCGUCAUUGGUCCUCCCAUAAAAGUGUUUAUUUUGACUUUUGAUACUUAAUUUUUCAGGUGUUACUAAAAUAAUCUUUACAGUCUUGUUUAUGUCUGCCAAAUGACAGUAAAGCAAAAAAAUCAAUUAAUUCAUAAUUUUUUAAUGAAAGAUUUCUGUGUACAAAUUCAGAAGCAUAUAGUAUAUUUUACAAAGGUUGAAAUCAUUUAAGUAAAAUUAUUUGUCUGGCCGUUCUAAAUUCCAUAUUUUUAAAAUGUGCACCUCAGGCCAGGCUUGAUGGCUCAUGACUGUAAUCCAAAUACUUUGGGAGGCCAAGGCGGGCAGAUCACCUAAGUCCAGGAGAUCGAGACCAGCCUGGGCAACAUGGAAAAACCCUGUCUCUACAUUAGCUGGGCGUGGUGUCACACAUCCUGUAGUCCUAGCUACUCGGGAGGCUGAAGCACGAGGAUUGCUUGAGCCCAGGAGGUUGAGGAUGCUGUAAGCCAUGAUUGCGCCACUGGACUGCAGCCGGGAUGACAGAACAAGACCCUGUCUCCAAAUAAGAUAAAAUAAAAUAAAUGUGCAUCUAAGUAUAGAGUGUAUAUUUCCCA
Homo sapiens (human) is the source of this 5565-nucleotide messenger RNA. RefSeq names its product microtubule affinity regulating kinase 1 (gene MARK1). The record is from RefSeq and is a predicted model, not a curated record. The transcript has 10 exons. Gene Ontology annotation, biological process: regulation of dendrite development; regulation of neuron projection development; regulation of postsynapse assembly. Gene Ontology annotation, cellular component: glutamatergic synapse; cytoplasm; postsynapse. Lineage: Eukaryota; Metazoa; Chordata; Mammalia; Primates; Hominidae. Gene Ontology annotation, molecular function: ATP binding; protein serine/threonine kinase activity; protein serine kinase activity. The coding region runs from base 688 to 1611 and encodes 307 amino acids.